AGUUCGGCGAACGCAGCAUUCAAGUUCUAUUUUAAGUGACAUUGGUGAAUUCCAUUGUUUGUAAUCAGUUUAGUUUCAAAACUAAAAAAGCAGUUUUAAAUUUACUAAAUUAUAGAUUAAACUAUUGCGAAAAUGUUGAACAAAUAUUUUUGUUUCCGUCUGGAGACGGCUGCUAUGAUCAUUGGUUGGUUCGAAACAAUCGGCUCGCUUUUAUCAGUUUUAUUAUUUGGCUUCUGCUUGGGAUAUGUAGAUGAUAUUGUUAAGCAGAUUAUAGAUAAAGCACAAGAGAAUGACCAACCAAAUCCUGAUGAAAUUCGUCAUGUUCUCGUCAUUGGAUUUGUAUUCUUUAUCGUAUUAAGUGCAAUAAAUCUAUUUGCAUCCAUUUGCUUAUUAUUGGGCACCAUUAAGGAACGACAUCUAUUGCUAUUGCCAUGGCUACUGAAUUCUCUCGUGUCUCUUCUAUUCUGCUUCAUUUACUACACGCUUCUUAUUGACUACGUUAUUUCUAGGGACAUCUCAUUUUCCUCAGUUUUUGGAUCGAUAUUACCAAUUAUCCUCGGUUUAGUUCUGAAAAUUUACACCUGGUUGGCGAUGUAUUCACUCUUCAAAAAUAUUCGCAACAAUCGCGAACAACGAGAGCAACUGCUUCGCCCGACUGGCGGUCUAUAUCCAUCAUAUACUAAUAUGUAAUAUAUAUAUUAAAUACGCAUAUAUAUUCGCAAAAAAAUCUACUUAUAUCCAUAUAUAUCUCUGAAGUGUGCUAAAUUGUUAAUGUAACCAACAUUUAAUAAUAUUACUAAUUAUAUUUAAGAACGAUUAAUUUAAAGCUUACGAACACACAUGCAUACAUACGUAUAUAAAUGUAUUUCAAUAAAAAAAAAAAAAAAACGAAAUAAAAUAUCAAUUAUACAUUCUAAUAUGUAAAAAUA
Molecule: messenger RNA, 929 nt
Organism: Zeugodacus cucurbitae (melon fly)
Lineage: Eukaryota; Metazoa; Arthropoda; Insecta; Diptera; Tephritidae
Exons: 4
Coding region: 133-690 (185 amino acids)
Source: RefSeq, a predicted model, not a curated record